Darwinula stevensoni is the source of this 1398-nucleotide messenger RNA. Lineage: Eukaryota; Metazoa; Arthropoda; Ostracoda; Podocopida; Darwinulidae. The record is from the annotation of a GenBank genome assembly.
AUGGUUUCAAAGAUUGACUUUCUCCUUCCAAUUCCAUUGGCCAUUGUCGUCGGUUGGAUCGACGUCGACGGGUGUGUUGACAUCUGUAACUUUAAGGAGAGGAUUCGGAAGCGCAUUCAGGAAGAUAGAUGGUUUCAAAGAUUGACUUUCUCCUUCCAAUUCCAUCUCGGUUAUGCGGUUUGGAAAAAAGACGAAACCUUCUCUGUCGAUCACCACGUGAAGCUGAUUGCGGAACCGGAAAGGACGAGUUUCAAGGAUUUGAUAGAAGAACAACAAUGUCAGGAUUUUGAAGUGGAUCAGUCUCCCUGGGAAAUUCUGGUAUUGGGGAGUGGGGAAAAGACGACUUUGAUCAUCAGAUGGCAUCAUUGCUUGGCAGACGGACCAGGCAUGAUGAACGGGAUAAUCAGACUCAUCUUGGACGAGGGCUCUACCUUUCCAACAAGCAAAAUCCCAGAGAGAAUUGCACCGAAUCUCAAAACUUUCUUCAUUUUCCUCAAAAGCAUUUUCUACCUGCCCACAAUCUUGCCGUGGUUUUCACUCAUCCCAGAAAGAAAUCGUCUCUCCGUGGCUCACCCCACCAAGAGGAAGAGAGUUUGCUGCUCGGAUCCGUUACCCUUGAAUCCAUUGAAGCGUAUCGCUAAGAAUUUUUCCUGCACUAUCAACGACAUCUUCAUAUCUUGUGUGAUCCAGGGAUACAAAGAGACGCUGUUAGGGUCGACAGACACGUUAUCGGUGGGAAUGGCCGUGUCCCUGCAAGGAGAGUCGCCCAUGAUCUGCAAUCGAGCAAUUGUGGUCCGGACCCCGUUACCCGUGAGCCUCGACGGCGACGUUCGCAUCCAUGAGAUCAGCAAGAUGACUAGGUGCCUGAAAUCAUCGCCGGACAUCCUCUGUAACUACGCUCUUGUGCACUUCUUGCCCAACGCGCUGCCUUUGUGGUUGUUGAACUUGUGCCUGAGAGGGAAGGCACCUGGUGGAACAAGCAAUAUGCCCCUUUCAAUGCCCCCUGAUGCCCGGGUCCAAGAUCUGCCGGUUUCUUCCGUAGGUGCGGUCGCGCCCAUGAUUCUGGACAUUGGUAUGUGCAUCUCGUUGGUGAGCGCCGGGGACUCGUAUCAUUUCGCCAUCAUCGCAGACCAAAGCGCCUUCGAGGAAUCGGAAGACGGGAGGGAUUUCCUGGGAGCCAUGGUGAACCACGUCGACACUAUUGCCUCUGCCGCAGGAAUCAACUAACAGAAAAACGAUAUACACUGAUGCGGAAUUUGGCAGUAUCGUUCCCACAAAAAAAAUUGAUCAACGAAUCCCAAUAUUGAAGGGCAAUGCAUCAGAAACAAAACGGUUGAAACCCCUGCAAAGCCACUCGUGAGAACGCCACCAUCCAGACAGUGAAUUCCUUCCAUAUAC